AAUCGCUCAAAGGUCGUCUAUUAGAAUUUUCGAACACAAAGUGACUUGCUGUAUUCGGCGAUUGGGUAUCUAACUACAAAAUCGCCUUGUAUAUAGUACCAGACGACACUUCGAGUUUUUUAUACUGAAAUGCCGCGGUAUAGUACCACUGAUGAGAUUAUGGGACUCCGUAUUCCGGCUUUCAGGACUCGCCUUAUGAUGAAAAGUUCUCCUGACGUGGACUGUGUUUCAUCAGAUUCUGUUGUAUGUCUAUCUAAAGCUACUGAAAUGUUUGUAAGUGAGCUUGUCUCCACUGCAAUCCGUGGUAAUCGAUCUGAAUUGACUUACAAGGAUCUUUCUCGUCUCCAAUGUCAGUUAGAUCGCUACAAUUUUCUGGCCGAUGUCCUACCUCAAAAAAUUACUGCUCGAGAGUGGAUAGAGAAAUACAAAUCCGAAUUUGAUGCAUCUUGUCCAUAAAACUGCUUACUAUCCAGUGAAUACGUACUAACCUGUAACUUUUUAAUCCAAUCUAUUCACCACACCAUAAUGCUUAUGAAUGAGGUUCGAUUAAGUAUUCCUUGGUCUUCUCAAUAUUCC
Schistosoma rodhaini is the source of this 576-nucleotide messenger RNA. NCBI's taxonomy places the organism in Eukaryota, Metazoa, Platyhelminthes, Trematoda, Strigeidida, Schistosomatidae. The record is from the annotation of a GenBank genome assembly.